UGUUUAGCUAUUCAAUUCUCUGUAACAGUGACUCACCGGACUGGCAUAAUGGCAUAAAUGAAUUACAACCACACAUUGUAAAUUAACCAAGUCUUCAAUAUAAGAACACCCAAGGGACAUAAAUUAGACACUGAUAAUAUAAUGAGGAUAAAGUUGAACUCAGUUCACCAAUUGUUUAUUUUCAGAUUAAGAAUGACCCACAUUUAUAGCCUGAUAUUAAAUAAUGCAAUUUAGAUAAUAGUGGAUUGAUUUGCAGACGGGUACAUUUCAAGUAGAGUGCCAAAUGUAAGACUUUCAAGGGCAUUUUAGAAAAGAAUGUGUAAUAAAUGCUCUUGCAAAAGUAUAAAUACUUGUAAUUGAGAUUGUGGCUGUGUAUCUUAUGUUGAAUACUUCGACAAAUCUCAUAUUUAUUUCCCACAAGUAAAAUAUAUGACUGUAUCGCUUACAAACAUAUGAGAAAAUGCAUCCAUAUUUUAACAAAUUUCCAGUUCUGUGGAUUGUGUUCAUUCAGGACAAACCGCCAUUAAACUCUCGCUGAGGAAAAAACGGAGGCAUUCCUGAGAGAAAAGUCGGUAAUAAUGGCAUCAAACAAGUCAAAGUGAGACAGAGAAAGGGUAGGCCUUGUCUUACGAGCUCUUGCUCCUCUAGCACAGAGAGCGUGAUGUCAGCGGUGGCAGUACUGUUGUAAUUGACUUGGUAGGGGUGAUGGCGUCAUUUUAUGCCCUGCUGUAGCCUCCUGCUCCAAUUGCGAAGGGGAGACGGAUCUUUGGCCGACGCGACCGUGGCUCCCUUGGCCGGGAUCGAGCACCGCCGAGCCGGACACCUCACCCCGGGAAACAUGGAGGCUGUGGCCGAGGAGCUGCUGGCCGGCUCUCGGGUACCUGUCACUAUCGAUCAAAUAGUUAACGAUACACUGGUGGUGACGCUGACCUAUCGAGAAAGGAGUUACACGGGGAUAUUACUUGAUUGCGACAAAAAGACCGGGCUAUUCUGUCUACCAGAUUUCACAGCAAAACCCGGGGACUGCCCGAUAUCAAAAUCUGCUUGUGAAAUCCCCGAAGUUCUGAGUGAGGAGCCAGUUUCCAAAUCUCCCAGCCAGACUUCACACAGACCAAAGGAUGAAAACACUCUCCCUGAAAGCAGCAUACCUACUGCACCUCUUCCCUGCCCUGUGCCCACACCAGUGCCAGCUGGACAGACUCCUUACCCUCCUUAUUUUGAAGGAGCCCCGUUCCCCCAGCCCUUAUGGGUGCGCCACAGCUACAGCCAAUGGGUACCUCAGCCCCCUCCACGACCAAUCAAGAGAAAGAAGAGGCGGACGCGAGAGCCUGGCCGCAUGACCAUGAGUACUAUCCGUCUGCGGCCACGGCAGGUACUAUGUGAAAAGUGCAAGAACACACUGAAUAGUGAUGAGGACAGCAAAGACGGCAUGAGCAACACCAAGGCCUCUAGAAAAGAGAACUCACUACAGAGCGACGAUGAUGGCGACGACAAGGAUACCCCCACUAAGCUGUCGAGAAAAGAGGAUGUAGUUGCAACCAAGGACACUAAGAGACGGGAAAAUGGCACCAGCCUUGACAGCAAACGCCUCAGGAAGGACAAAAGGGGGGAGGCUGAAGGGGAAAAGUUCCCCGGAGGUGACGUUAUCCCCCACAGUCCGGUCAUAAAGAUUUCCUAUAGCACUCCACAGGGCAAGGGGGAAGUCAUGAAGAUCCCCUCGCGAGUCCACGGUUCAGUCAAGCCAUUCUGCCCCAAACAGCUGGUGCAGAAUGGUUUGGGAGAAAACGGCAAGACGCCUUCUGAUCCCACCAAGGAGCAACGGCACAUUCUAGAUGCCACAAGGUCUGGCCUCACAGUGUCCAUUCCCAAACUCAAACUGACCAGGCCUUUCACGACCGUGGGUCAGGAUUUGCCUUCUCCAAAGAUCUGCUUGAGACCCCCUCAGCAGGAACGUGAUGACAGUGUGGUUGAGUAUGAGGCAGAACUUGUAGGAGGCGCCAGGAGACGAAGCCCUCGGGUACCUGGCCCCUGCCUCCCUCACUCUGAAGACUCAGGGGAAGGCAAGAACUCUCUGGAGUUGUGGUCAGGGAGUUCAGGCGAGGAGGCAGAACGCGGCCACAGCGACCUCACCCUUCUCAUCAAUUUCCGUAAGCGCAAAGCGGAUUCUUCUAGCCUGUCGGUUUGCAGCAGUGACAGCCUAGAUGAGUCCAAGUCCUUCAGCUCCGAUGGCACCUCACCAGAGCUGUGCGAUUUGGCACCAGGCGAAGACCUCUCUGUAACCUCAUCUUCUGUACCCUCACGGGAUGACUGCAAGACAGUGCCACCACUCACGGUGCGGCUGCACACCCGCAGUAUGGCAAAGUGUGUAACAGAAGAGGGUCACGCUGUGGCGGUGGGCGACAUUGUGUGGGGGAAAAUCCACGGCUUCCCCUGGUGGCCCGCACGCGUCCUCAACAUCAGUGGUACCCGCAAACAGGAGUCGGCCAAUUGCGAGGCGCAGUGGCCCCAGGCAAAGGUGGCGUGGUUCGGUUCACCGACCACCUCCCAGCUCUCUGUUGCCAAACUGUCGCCCUUCAGAGAGCUCUUCAGGUCCCGCUUCAACCGCAAAAAGAAAGGGAUGUACCGGAGAGCCAUACUGGAGGCAGCCAAGGCCGUGGGUCACAUGAGCCCUGAGAUUACAUCGCUACUUUCCCACUGCGACACGUAGAGGCUGAGGACUAAAGAGAGGUCUCCGAGGUUUUUCUGAAUUCUCAGACUCUGUCAUCAAGACCCAGGAGGGAGUACGUGCGGUUGCCAUGGCUACUAUUUAUAUGCCGUUUUUUUUUUUUUUUUUCCUCUUUUUUUUUUUUUUUUUUUUUCUUUUUCACAAGGCUGGUGGAAAAUGGCCGCCAAGGUGGAGUGUUGUUGAGACUGGAUAAGGGAGCAAAAACAAGGCCAGGCAUCUCAUGGUCUACUAUGAACUAAACAAUUCCUCCUUUUUUUUUUUUUUUUUUUUUUUUUGUUAUUUUUUAGAUUAAUCAUAUUUCAAUAAUAGAGUCGAGUAACGACACUACAAGAACCCGAAUGUAUUUAUUAUCUGUAAUGGUUUAGUCCACCUUUCUACUACAGUCGUGCAAAACCUCCCAGUCUGCUGCUGUCACUAUCACGGUCCUUGCCGCCGAUGUGUUCACUGCGAGGUCCGACUCGUCCAGCCUCAAAGAAAAUCCACCCCCUCUUUUCCACAAGGACAUGAGACAUUUUACCCCGGUUUUAAAAAGUCUUAGCCUGAAUCCUCUUACUUCUGAAAAUGUGAACGGCUCCAUCCAGAGACAGUAGUGACUGUUCCAGCUCUUCUAGCGAUCACAGUGUUCCAUCCUCGUAGCCUUCUGCGACAUUAGUUGGAUUUGUGGAUGUACUGUAUUUAUACUGAACUCUGUCCUCUCCAGAAUAAUGUGUUAUGUGUCUCUCUUCCAUUUCAUUUUUAACUUUUAGAGGUGUCACGUCAACAAACUUCCCCUCCAACUCAUUUUUUUUUUUUUUUUUUUUUUUCCUGAGAAACCAUUUUUACAUCACUUUAAUUAUUUAAAGCGUCACGUUAAGAAAAAGCACUUUAUCUGUACCUUGGUGGCCUGCUGUAAGCUCACUGUCUGAAACACUAUUGCGAGAUACAGCCCUGAUAGGCAGCAGGGGAAUUCAGAAGUCUUUGUGGUUGACUAUCCAUGGCCUUGGAGAUAAAAAAGAAAAAAAAUCUUUUUUUAUUUUAUUUUAUUGUACGAUUUUUGGGGACACCAGACACCUGUUGCGGAUGGUUGUGUACACUGUAUUCUCGCAUUUGACUUGGGUGUGUUUCUCUCUCAACUUAUCUACUACACACACACACACACACACAUAUUAUACACACACACACACUACAAAAAUCCACGUUACAUUUCCACUGGAGAAACAUGGGUCAACAAAUGUGUCGAAGCCCCCUAUGCAUUAUCAGUUAAAGCUUUACGAGUGACUUUGGGAGGAAGAAAAAAAAAACAAAAAAACAUGCUGUAAGAAUACUGUGAAUUCAACUGCUGAGUGUAAAGUGUGAAGAAAAGCUCGCUACUAGUCAGAGCCUGCAGUUAUUGAGUCAUCCGGCAAAGCAGACUGCAACGCUGACCUUUAGUGACCUUUGUGUUGAAAGCAGCACUGUUGGAAUAGGGGGAGGGGGGCGGCGAAGGCAGAGACCACUGCUGUCAAGCACAGCCCAGUCUGUAUUAAAAAACGUACCGAACAUUGCACACAGUCACGCUCAGCCAACCAGCCCGUCUCCUUUUCUUCUUGUCUGGGAACGUUCUGUUCUGAUCGAGGCUGAAAACUGGCUCAUUGAUCGUCAGUGAGAGAAGUGUGUUUAUUAGAGGAGCAGGUGAUGCACUCCUCCCAUUUUGAUAAUCUGCGGUUUGACUGUUUACCGUCAAGCUCAGCUAGUUUUCCAGGCAGCCUUACACGAGGAGUGGGAGAGUCUAAAUGUAUGUAUGCCUGAGAGGGGAAAUGGCCGUCAGGAUUUUCCCAUGUAUGAGCAACAUGGCUAUCUACUGUUGCCCACGUUGGUCAAUGUUAUUGGCUACUUUUUUGUUUUCUUUUUUACAUGUACUGUACAUAAAAUAAAAUAAAAUAUACAAGCAAUA
Molecule: messenger RNA, 4637 nt
Organism: Thunnus maccoyii (southern bluefin tuna)
Lineage: Eukaryota; Metazoa; Chordata; Actinopteri; Scombriformes; Scombridae
Gene: pwwp2b
Product: PWWP domain containing 2B
Exons: 3
Coding region: 719-2707 (662 amino acids)
Cellular component (GO): nucleus; nucleoplasm
Source: RefSeq, a predicted model, not a curated record